This is a messenger RNA of Dictyostelium purpureum, 2073 nucleotides long. RefSeq lists its product as uncharacterized. The coding region runs from base 1 to 2073 and encodes 690 amino acids. The transcript is spliced from 3 exons. Gene Ontology annotation, molecular function: clathrin binding. NCBI's taxonomy places the organism in Eukaryota, Evosea, Eumycetozoa, Dictyosteliales, Dictyosteliaceae. Gene Ontology annotation, biological process: clathrin coat disassembly; clathrin-dependent endocytosis. The record is from RefSeq and is a predicted model, not a curated record. Gene Ontology annotation, cellular component: intracellular membrane-bounded organelle; vesicle; cytoplasm.
AUGGAGUCAUUCACAGAGAAAAUGUUUGAUAUUCAAAGAAGAGCUACACAAGCAGUACUUCAAAAAAUAGGUGCAACAGAGCAAACACACGACGAGCAUUUUGAUAACACAUAUACAAAUUUUAAAAGAUUAGGGGAGUUUUUAACACAUCUCGAAGAAUCAACUCAAAGUUCAAUAUCUCAAAUGGAGAAAAUGAGUUUCAAUAACAGCCAAUUAGCAUCAUCUGUAUGCAACUUUGUAUUAUCAGAAUUAUCAAACGAUGACAGCGAAUUUUCAACAGGUUUAUUAUCAAAAUUCUUUUUAAAGACAUCCAACAACCCAAAUUUAUCACCUAGCGAAAAUAAUAAAGAGUCUUUACAUAGACAGUCAAACUUUCAAGAGUCAGUUCAAAGAUUAUACGAUAGUUUUGGAACCAUGGGCCACGAAAAUAUGGCAGCACUUCAAGAUGAUAUAAAUCAUAAGGUUGUACGUCCAAUAAAAAGAGAUGAGGAAUUAAACAAGGUUACAAAACAGUUAUUAGAAAAAAGAAAAAAAUUAAAUUUUGAUUUCGAUGCAUUAAAAAGAUCAACAGAUAUGGAAAAAGUUAAAAAUACAAAAGAAGAAUUCGAUUCAUUAUCAAAAAAGACAGUUUCACAUUUACAAAAUAGAUCAUUUGUUAGAUGUAAAUUAAUAGUUCACAGUGUUAUUACAAUGAUUCAACAAUUUUGUAUAUUUUUCGAAUCCAACUCUUUACUUUUAGAAGGAUUGAUUACAUUUAUUGAACCUCUUCUUUCCCAAUACCAAUUAAAGGACGACCAAUUAGCAGAUAUUUAUAAUGUUAAGAAAACAGCACCAAAUACUCCAGCUCAAUCACAAACUCCAUCUUCACAAUCACCAACUCAACAAAGAAAUAAUAUGAAUAAUAGUAAUAGUAGUAUGAAUAAUAAUAAUAAUAAUAAUAAUAAUAAUAAUAUAAAUGGUAGUAAACCAUUACCUAAUACUCCACCCCCAACCUAUAAGGAACACGUAGAUUCUCAUCCAAAUAGUUUAAAUAAUUCUAGCGGCGAACCAAAAUCAAGAAUGAAUGGUAGUACUGGUGUUAAUAAUAUAAAUGAUGAUUUUAGUAAAGUAUCAUUCAAUGAUAGACCUUCUCCACAUUCAGAAUCCUCAUCUUCUGGUUUUUCCAAUAACUCUUCACCAUCAAACUCUCAACAAAAACCAAAAGAAGAGAAAUUAUUUAGCGUAUGGGAGGAUGAAGCUAAUGGUGGAAACAAUAAUAGCGGUAGUAAGGGUAAUGACGAUGAUUGGAUGUACGAUAAACCAACACCAGCACCAACACCAAAACCAGAAAAAUCUUGGGAUGAUCCAAUUCUUGUUCCAGAACAAUCACCAUUUACCUCAUUUAAUACAAAUACAACCAAUACACCACAACAACCAAAUUAUUUUAAUCAACAACAGCAACAGCAACAACCAAAUAAACCACAAACACAACAACAACAAUUUAAUAUGAAUAAUAUGGCACAACAACAACAACAAGCACAACAACAGCAGCCACAACAAACCCAAACACCAAAAAAACCAAGUGGAUUCGAAAAUAUAUUUGGUGACUUUGAUUUUACACCAUCAUCACAAAGAAAAUCAACACCAACACCACCACCAACAAAUCAAACAUCAUCACCAUCACAACAACAACAAUAUGGUCAACCACAACCACCACCAAUGAACUAUUUUACAAGUCAGGCACCAUCACCACAUGUUGAUAGAGAUCAACACGAAAGAGCAAUGAUUGAACCAAUUAUUUCAGAAAAAAUUAAACAGUGGGCUGAAAAGAAUGGUAGAAAGAAUAACCUCAGAGUUUUAUUAGCAACACUACACGAAGUUUUAUGGGAAGGAAGUGGAUGGGAAAAAGCCAGUAAUGGCAGUUUGAUCACACCAGUUGGCGUUAAGAAGGUUUAUCGUAAAGCUAUUAUGGUUGUACAUCCUGAUAAAGUUCACACCGGUACAAACGAACAAAAAAUGAUCGCCCAAAGAAUUUUCGAAUAUUUAAGAGAAAGUUUCGAAGUAUUUAAAGUUGAUUUAGAACCAGGAAAUUAA